Panicum virgatum (switchgrass) is the source of this 1263-nucleotide messenger RNA. RefSeq names its product guanine nucleotide-binding protein subunit gamma 3-like. The record is from RefSeq and is a predicted model, not a curated record. The transcript has 5 exons. Lineage: Eukaryota; Viridiplantae; Streptophyta; Magnoliopsida; Poales; Poaceae. The coding region runs from base 496 to 1104 and encodes 202 amino acids.
GCUAGUAUUCCGGAAACGAACGAAGUAGGCUUGGCGCUGCCCCUCCCCUCCUCUCCCCUCCAUCAUUGCCGCCCGAAACGGCAACCCGCCAUCCACCAUCCCCAGCAGCUAGCUAGCUAGCUAGCCACCAGGCUCUCUCUUCUCUCCCCCUCCCUCCCUCCAUGUGCCCGCCUGCAGCUCGCCGCUCCACCACCGCCAUUUAAUCCCGCCUCGCCUCGCCUCGCUGCUCGCAGCAGGCAUACAGGCCGGCGGCCGGCAGCUAGCUUGCUAGCUUAGCUAGCUCCAUCAUCAUUCCUCCCUAGCCCGGCCCCCUUGUUCUCAGUCGCCCCAUCAAUCAUCGAUCACGCGCUCGCCAGGCCGGCCAGUCCUUCGUUCGUCCACCUCCAUCCAGCAGCUAGCUAGCGGCCGCACCCUCUCGAUUGCGUAUCUGCCGGCGGCCGGCCGUCCGGCAGGCGGCAGCUGCCCAGCACGAAGCGGGCGGAGUGACUUAUUUUGAUGGCUGCGACGGCGGCCGCGCCCAGGCCCAAAUCGCCGCCGGCCUCGCCCGACCCCUGCGGCCGCCACCGCCUGCAGCUCGCCGUCGACGCGCUCCACCGGGAGAUCGGCUUCCUCGAGGGUGAAAUAAGUUCCAUUGAGGGGGUCCACGCUGCCUCCAGAUGCUGCAAAGAGGUUGAUGAGUUUGUGGGAAGAAACCCCGAUCCAUUCAUAACGAUUCAGGCAGAGAAACGAAGCAAUGAGCAAUCUCAGCAGUUUCUGAAGAAGUUCAGAGCCAAGAGCUGCCUGAGCUACCUGUCGUGGAUCUGCUGCUGCGGUGGCGGCGGGUGCCCGCCGUUCCAGCUGAAGACGAUGAGGCCGUCGCCGGCGGCGAGCUGCUCCUGCGGCGGCGCGCAGCUGCGGAAGCUCUGCGCCUCGUGCUGCUCCUGCUGCUGCUGCUGCCGGUGCCGCGUGGUGUGCGCCGGGUGCUGCGGCGGCGGGUGCUGCGCGCCGUGCCCGCGCUGCUCGUGCGACUGCGCCUGCCCGCGGUGCUGCUGCUCGUCGUCGAGCGCCUGCCCCAGCUGCGGCGGCGGCGCGUGCUGCGUCCCGCGCUGCUGCCUGUGCCUAUGAUGACGAUCGGAGAGGAGAGACUUAUAGAGCAUAUUUCUUUUUUUUUUUUGGUUGCAUGCGCGCGUGCUGCUUUUAGAUCGAUCGAUGCUGCUACCCCUGAUGAUGAUGAAUGGGGAUGAUGGGUUCUGAAUUCUGAUGGAUAUUGGCAGUCAGCAGUGU